GGGGGGUUAGGUUGGGGCAGGGCCCGGGGUGUUGAAUCCCAGGAAUGAUUCAGUUUCCGCCCUCGGAGCCCCGCCCCUUCCCGGCCGCCAUCUCCCAGCACCGGGAAUCUCCGCUCACCCGCUACCAUGGCAACGUCCCCCCAGAAAUCCCCCUCCACCCCAAAAUCCCCGACCCCCCGUUCGCCCCCCACCCGCAAGAAGGAGGAUUCAUUCCUAGGGAAACUGGGGGGAACCCUGGCCCGGAGGAAGAAAGCCAAGGAAGGUGAGAGCGAGGGGCCCCCGGGGGCCACAAUCCUGGGAAUCUACCCCGGGGCAGAGACUAACUAACUGCCCCUCCUCCUCCUCCUGCUGAUAACUUACUGCCCCACCCUCUGCUAAUUAACUACCCCCACUAAUUACUGCCCCACCCUCUGCUAAUUAACUGCCCCCCACUAAUUACUGCCCCACCCUCUGCUAAUUAACUACCCCCACUAAUUACUGCCCCACCCUCUGCUGAUUAAAUGCCCCUCCUCCUACUAAUCAGCCCCCUCUGAUAACUUACUGCUCCUCUCUCGGUAUCCAUCUAUCUAUGUGUACCCCAAACCUCUGUAUCCAUCUAGCCAGGGGUACUAUCUGCAUUCCACUCACCAAUCAUAUCCCUGUGCUCUGUGUCCCUCUAUCCUGGUGUACCCCAUGCUGUGUAUUCUCUGCAGGUGUACCCCAUGCUGUGUAUUCUCUGCAGGUGUACCCCAUGCUGUGUAUUCUCUGCAGGUGUACCCCAAGCUGUGUAUUCCUCUGUCCAGGUGUACCUCUGUACUCUGCUUCCCUUUCUGCAGGUGUACCCCAUGCUAUGUAUUCCCUGCAGGUGUACAGCCUUGCUUUGCAGCUCUCUACACAGGUGUACCCAGUGCUGUGCAUCCCUCUAGUAAGGUGUACCCCAUGGUGUAUCAUUACCCCCAAUCUAACCUGGGUCACUCUCCCUUGUUGCUUAAACUAAAUGAUCCUCUAACCAUAAGAUUUACUUUUCUCAAAUAAUUUUCUAGACAAGGAUAGUCAAUGGCGGACUAUAACUCCCAUAUAUUUUUGUCAACUUCUCACUUUUUUUUUGCUGUCAAAGAAUUAUGGGAGUUGUACUGCAUUUAGUAUUGGACCUCCCAAAUGCACUUGUAUAGUCUUUUCUGAAUUAAUUCCCCCUCCUUGGGGGUUAUGAAUCCUCCUGCAUGCAAACAGGUUAUAGAAUCCGUUACUCAGGUCUAUGAUUUGUGUUCUGUUUCUGGUGCCUGAGGGCGAGGAAAUUGUCUGAUGAGGCUAUCAGACUGGAUUCCUAAAGCAGGCUGUCUGCUGAUAAAAUCACUGCAACUCUACAGUAGUUUCAACAUCUGUCUGCGCUCAACCUGUCAUUUCAACAUGUUUAUUUGUUGUGUUUUUUUGUUUUUGAAUCCUUUUUUUUAUUAGGAAUGUCAGAUAAUAUUACAUACACUGAUAUCAUGCAUUGUGAAGUGUGGUAAUAUAACAAUUAAACAAGAUUACAUUAUGCAAUUUGGUAUGACAAUCGACAUUCCAAACUCAUUUUGCAAAUACAAAAUGGAAAACUAAAACCUUAAACAAUAGACCAUUUCUUGGCUUUGCUAUCCCUCCCCCCUCCCUUCAUUGGAAGAGAAGAGACCACCUGUAGUAAACAGUUGAACCACGAGAAGUCUUUAUCUCUUAGGAAAUCGGUAUCUUAUACCCUAGAGAUCAGUUUGGUCAUUAGGACUGAGAAACGGGCUCCCAAAACCUGUUUGUUCACAUAAUAAAUUAACAAAAAUGUCAGAAAAUUAAAUGUGUAAGAGUGUUGCUAGUUGACAGGACUCCCCCAUCCAUCCAACACUUAAAUAGGGGAAACAUAGAGAUACAACUAGACAUUGUCAUGGGAUAAUGUAUCAUGGGAUAGCUAUACAUUAUCAUUGGGUAAUGUGUCCUAGGAUAACUAGACAUUAUCAUGGGGUAAUGUAUCAUGGGAUAACUAUACAUUAUCAUGGAGUACCUAGACGAUAUCAUGGGGUAACUAGACGUUAUCAUGGGAUAAUAUAUCAUGGGGUAACUAGACGUUAUCAUAGGGUAAUGUAUCAUGGGAUAACUAUAAAUUAUCAUGGGGUAACUAGACAAUAUCAUGGGGUAACUAGACAUUAUCAUGGGGUAAUGUAUCAUGGGAUAACUAUACAUUAUCAUGGAGUACCUAGACGAUAUCAUGGGGUAACUAGACGUUAUCAUGGGAUAAUAUAUCAUGGGGUAACUAGACGUUAUCAUAGGGUAAUGUAUCAUGGGAUAACUAUAAAUUAUCAUGGGGUAACUAGACAUUAUCAUGGGAUAAUGUAUCAUGGGGUAACUAGACAUUAUCAUGGGAUAAUGUAUCAUGGGGUAACUAGACAUUAUCAUGGGAUAAUGUAUCAUGGGGUAACUAUACAUUUAUCAUGGAGUACCUAGACAAUAUUAUGGGGUAACUAGACAUUAUCAUAGGGUAACUAGACAUUAUCAUGGGAUAAUGUAUCAUGGGAUAACUAUACAUUAUCAUGGGGUAACUAGAUGUUAUCAUUGGAUAAUGUAUCAUGGGGUAACUAGACGUUAUCAUAGGGUAAUGUAUCAUGGGAUAACUAUACAUUUAUCAUGGAGUACCUAGACAAUAUUAUGGGGUAACUAGACAUUAUCAUGGGAUAAUGAAUCAUGGGAUAACUAGACAUUAUCAUGGGGCAACUAGACGUUAUCAUGGGAUAAUGUAUCAUGGGGUAAGUAGACGUUAUCAUAGGGUAAUGUAUCAUGGGAUAACUAUACAUUUAUCAUGGAGUACCUAGACAAUAUUAUGGGGUAACUAGACAUUAUCAUGGGAUAAUGAAUCAUGGGAUAACUAGACAUUAUCAUGGGGCAACUAGACGUUAUCAUGGGAUAAUGUAUCAUGGGGUAAGUAGACGUUAUCAUAGAUAAUGUAUCAUGGGUAACUAGACGUUAUCAUAGGGUAAUGUAUCAUGGGAUUACUAUACAUUUAUCAUAGAGUACCUAGACAAUAUCAUGGGGUAACUAGACGUUAUUAUGGGGUAACUAGACUUAUCAUGGGAUAAUGUAUCAUACGGUUACUAGACAUUAUCAUGUGAAACAUUUUGUAGAGGAUCACCCCCUUUGCUGAGAACCAUGCUGUGUACUCCAGAGUUGCCCUGAUAUAUAUAUGUGUGUGUGUGUAUGUAUGUAUGUAUGUGUGUGUGUGUAUGUGUAUAUAUAUAUAUAUAUAUAUAUAUAUAUAUAUAUAUAUAUAUAUAUUAAUCACAUACUGUAUUAACAGGCUUAAUAAUGCCUUCCUCUAGUCACUUUGUGGUUAUGGUUAUCUUAGCCGCCCUACAAUAUAUAUAGUGCUUUCUGUGGGCUGGGGUGAUGGAUUGUCAUCCAACCUCUGCGCUGGUCAUAUCCCACCUGUUGAAGCUGGUAAGAUCUCCCCCAAGAGACAUAUAAAACCUCCAGUGGUUUACUUUAUGAGUCUUACUGGAGUUCAUGCAAGGAAAACCAGUUUUGGGAUUCUGAGAUGAUCAUCAACCAAAUUGCCCCUAAAUCUAAGAUACAUUGGGGGCUCGGAAAACUAGGUUUGAAAACUGUCCUCCCCUUAUCUCCUAUCACAGAGAAGAGCCAGGAUAGAUGGGUGAUGAGUGAUUAAUACAAAUCCCUACUGAUGAAUGAUAGGUGUUGACAGGUGAAGUUACAAUAUUCAUUAUUAUUCUGGGGGACAUAAUGCAGUGGUCCCCCCAUUCCCUCACUCCAUGUGUGAAAGUAUGUAGGGGCACAGACUGACCUUUCACUUUUUUACGUGGAUGAUGGCUUCAUGUAGUAAAUAUGUGAGUCCCUUAGACCAGUGGUUCCCAACCUAGUCCUCAGGUACCUCCUAACAAUGGAGGAUUUAGAGAUUACCCAGUUGGAUCUAAGGUUUUUUUAGAAAAAAAAAAAAAAUACAACCGGGUAAUCCUUAAAUCCUGGACUAGUAGGGGGUACUUGUGGACUGGGUUGGGAACCACUGCCUUAAACCAUUCUAUUCCAUUGCCCCGUAUGUGUGGGGAUGAGGGUUAAAAUAAAUCUCUGAUGACACGUGGAUACCCCUUACUCCUUCUGGUGCCCUGCGGGGGCAUGUGUUACACACCCUGAUAGGAAGCAAAUGCUUUAACCAUAAUUUACGGAAACAUUUUUAAUAUCUUACUUCAUAAUUCUGAUAAAAUCUCACAUGUUCAAUAUGGCCAAAAGGUUUCUUUCCUCUUGGGUAAAUCUCAGUGUGCACAUCUUGGAUUAUUGUGGUCUGUGUUGAAAAGAGACGCCAUUCAGAAUGCAAGGAAUUGCUUCUUCUACGAUUAUCUGACUUUACAAUAUUCAUGGAUUAUCUAAUUAAAGGCACCGUGUACUAGUUAUAUUGCCUGGAGCCUCUUGACGUUGUCAAUACAAGAAUUAGCUGUGUUGGCAUACAAACGCUUGGAAAACAUAGUACCUAGCCCAAACUGAUCAUCAAUGGUCAAUAUCUGUUCAUUAUCAAUAGAACAUUUUGUUUAACUGAGUAUGAUGAAGCAGGGGUCUCCGCAAAUUGGUAGUUACUGAUUGCCACACCUUGCAAAGGUGAUAACCCAGUGAUAGCCCAGUCCAGCGUAUGAUACUUGUAUAAGUACAAGGUACAUUUAUGGACAAGUUCAAAUUAAAAUUCUCAAAAAUGUAUUUUCUAAUUCUGCUGAAGCCAUAAAUCAGUGUCAAAUUUAGGUUAUUCUAACUUCUAUGCAUGUUUAUAUAUUCUAUAUUUUAUCAUAUGGCAGGCAGAGACAGCUCAUUGAAGUACAAAGGUACUCUCUUGCAACUUGUGCCUAGCAGGAUAUCGGCUAGAACUCACUGACGAUGCCUGAUAAGGUUGAAACGAUCGUCUGGGGUUGCUGGAUCUCGUGUAGAGAGAGUCUGCAUUUUGGAUCUGUACUACUGCCAGUCUGAUAUGCAAAUGGCUGAUUCUUUUUGUAAUGGCACAAGAUGAGCUAAUACCAGCUUGAUAUCUAAGUGGAGACUUACCAAAGGGCAGACUACUUGAGCUAUUGUCUGUUCUGAGUACUCUUUUGCAACUUGUUUUUUGCUCUCUCGAAGUACAAAGGGGCUAACUGGCUGUCAUGGGAGAUGUAGUCCAUAUUAGUCGUAGUCCAAGGGGUUGCAUGAACCUGUGCAGUGUUUAUUUUGCGAGUGUAGCAGCCUGUUUAUCCCUCAGUAUUGGCCAUGCACUUCACCGUCUGGGGUUAGCGAUUUAUAAACCCCAUCAGAGGUAAUACAAGACUUUUUCACAGGACACGAAGUACGGGGUUUCGCACAUUGCACAGUUUGCUUUCUAAUUUCACACAUUCUGAAACGUUUCCUUUAAGAAUUUUCCAAGGUGGCAGACAAUAGAGACAUUUGUUGAAGACUCAAGUAAUGGGUUAACUGAAACAAAAUGGCCGAAAUUCACGAGGUGGGGUUUAUAAGGAACCAUCACAGCGUAUCCUUAAACACAGACAGGGAGUGCUGUGCAGAUUUAUUGACUGGAACAUUAUAUUUUUUUGUGCCAGUUAUACACCUGAUUAUUUUACUAAUUAUUAUGGUUUGGACUUAAGAAUAAUGAUUUCACAUAUUUUUUGUUUGUCGCAAGGAUUGCAGUCUUUAUUUGUAAAAAGAGGACUCCGUAAUUGACAAAAAAAAAAUCUGCUAUUUUCUUGCUAUUAAGGACUAUAUUUUUUAAGGAAAAAAACAUGGAAGGAAGGUGCUCAGACUAUGGUCACUUGUUUCCAAGGGUUAAAUUCCAUCUGCUGCAGGAAAAGCACCUUGUUAACUAAGCGCAAAGUGGCUCCCAAAAAUAGGUGAAUGAACCAGUCUGAGUCUGUUUAACCGACGGGCAGGAAUCCCUGAGCUACAGCCACGGAAAUUCACAUUUUAGAUAAAUUGGCAAAACCAUUACUCCAUGUAAUUAUUCUAUGUCCCUGUAAUUAUUAAUGUCGUCUAGGUGGGGUUAAAGGUAUUGCACAUUUUUGGCCAAUAUAGCUGAGUUUGGAAGCAGUUUGGCAUCACAUUGUGCAGGACAAACAGACAGUCUCUAUCAUUUUUGAAUGACAAUUUAAACCUGUUCUGUGCAUCAUGUCACCAGAGCAGUGGGAUCAACAGGACAUUUUGCAGAGACUUGCAUAAAGAGUGAUUAUUACCUGUGGUUCACGGACAGACACAGAAGGAUAGUUGGUCUAGCUUUCCUCUAAUUGGCUUGACAUGUAAAAGAGAUGGCAAACCUUAGCAGUUUUAUUUCCCAUUGUCUCGUGGAACAGAACGUUACUGUGUUCAUGUACAUAAAGUUCUUUUGUGAAAACACAAUUUGUUAACAUUGUGAUAUUGUGAAAAAGGGGCCUUUAUUCCUUUUGGUUCCAUCACAAUUUUCAUCUCGUUAAUGUGCGCUUGACCUACAGAUGCAUAGCAUGAAUUGUUGCACUCAAUAAAUAGCAUUCUCGUAAAUUAUAUGCCAAGGGAAAGGAUAGGUGGAAUUGAUUUUUUAAAUGAUUCAUAGAACAUAGCUGUAAUAAACCACAAAAGAAGUUACUGUUCCCAAUAGGAGAAAGCUGAGGAAGUGGAUAGGCUGGCAAGUAAAGGAGGAAUUAUUGAGGAAGAAAGAGGUUUAGAAGUUGAUGAGGGAUUGAGAAGGUGGAGGAUCUUCUGAGGGAUGGGAAGAUUGAGGGGCUGGAAAGGCACAGAGGAGAUGGAACGGCUGGUUAGUGAUGGGGAGAUGGGGCGGCUGGUUAGUGAUGGGGAGAUGGGGCCUCUGGUUAGUAAUUGGGAGAUGGAGUGGCUGGUUAGAAAUGAGGAGCUGGUUAGCAAUGGGGAGGUGGUGGGGCUGGUUAGGGAUGGGUAGGUGGAGGGGCUGGUUAAAAAUAGGAGAAGUGGAGAGGAUGGCUAGUGAUGGGAGAUGGAGGGGCUGGCAAAGGAAUAGAGGAAGUGGGGGAGCUGGUUAGUAAUGGGGAGGUGGACUGGCUGCUUGGGAAUUGAGGAGGAGGAGAGGAUGGUUUGUGAAGGGGAGAUGAAGCAGCUGGUAAGUCAGGCGCAGGUAGAGGGGAUGGUUAGUAAUGGGACAUGGAGGGGUUGGUUAGUGAUGGGGAGGUGGAGGGGCCGGUUAAAUAUGGAGGAAGUGGAGAGAAUGGUUAGUGAUGAGGAGAUGGAGGGGCUGUCUAUGAAUGGAAGAGGUGUUGGGGCUGGUUAGGAAUGGAAGAGCUGGAGGGAUAGGUGAGUGAUGGGAAGAUGGAGGGGCUGGUUAUUGAUGGGAAAUGGAGGAGCUGGAGGGAUAGGUGAGUGAUGGGGCGAUGGAGAGGCUAGUUAGUCAUUCUCAGAUAGAGAGGGUGGUUAGUGAUGGGGACAUGGAGAGGCUUGUUAAUAAUGCAGAGAUGAAGGAACUGGUUAGUGAUAGGAGAUGGAGGGGGUGGUUAGUGAUGCAAAGAUGGAGAGGCAGUUUAGGGAUGCGGAGAUGGAGGGGCUAGUUAGUGAUGCAGAGAUGGAGAGGUUGGUUACUGAUGCAGAGAUGGAGGGGCAGUUUAGGGAUGUGGAGAUGGAGGGUCUGGUUAGUAAUGCAGAGAUGGAGGGGCAGUGUAGUGAUGCGGAGAUGGAGGGGCAGUUUAGUGAUGCGGAGAUGGAGGGGCAGUUUAGGGAUGCGGAGAUGGAGGGGCAGUUUAGGGAUGCGGAGAUGGAGGGGCUGGUUAGUGAUGCAGAGAUGGAAGGGCAGUUUAGGGAUGCGGAGAUGGAGGGGCAGGUUAGGGAUGCGGAGAUGGAGGGGCAGGUUAGGGAAGCGGAGAUGGAGGGGCAGUUUAGUGAUGAGGAGAUGGAGGGGCAGUUUAGUGAUGCGGAGAUGGAGGGGCAGUUUAGUGAUGCAGAGAUGGAGGGGAUGGUUAGGGGUGCGUAGAUGGAGGGACUGGUUAGGAAUGCGGAGAUGGAAGGGCUGGUUAGGGAUGCGGAGUUGGAAGGGCUGGUUAGGGAUGCGGAGAUGGAGGGGCUGGUUAGGGAUGCGGAGAUGGAGGGGAUGGUUAGUGAUGCAGAGAUGGAGCGACUGGUUAGUGAUGCGAAGAUGGAAGGGCUGGUUAGGCGUGCGUAGAUGGAGGGACUGGUUAGGGAUGCGGAGAUGGAGGGGCUGGUUAGGGAUGCGGAGAUGGAGGGGCUGGUUAGGGAUGGGAUGGGGCGGAGAUGGUUAGGGAUGCGGAGAUGGUUAGGGAUGCGGAGAUGGAUAAGCUGGUUAGUGAUGCAGAGAUGGAGCGACUGGUUAGUGAUGCGAAGAUGGAGGGGCUGUUAGUGAUGCAGAAAAGGAGCGGCUGGUAAGUGAUGGGGAGAUAGAGGGGCUGGUUAGUGAUGCAGAGAUGGUGCGACUGGUUAGUGAUGCGAAGAUGGAGGGGCUGUUAGUGAUGCAGAAAAGGAGCGGCUGGUAAGUGAUGGGGAGAUGGAGAGACUGGUUAGUGAUGCGAAGAUGGAGCGAAUGUUAGUGAUGCGAAGAUGGAGGGGCUGUUAGUGAUGCAGAGAUGGAGGGGCUUUUAGUGAUGCAGAAAAGGAGCGGCUGGUUAGUGAUAGGGAGAUGGAAGGACUGGUUAGUGAUGGGGAGAUGGAGGGGCUGGUUCGUUAUGGAGGGGCUGGUUCGUGAUAGAGAGAUGGAGGGGCUGGUUCGUGAUAGGAAGAUGGAGGGGCUGGAUAGUGAUGAUAAGAUGGAGGGGCUGUUAGUAAUGCAGAGAUGGAGGGGCUGGUUAGUGAUGGGAAGAUGGAGGAGAUGGUUAGUGAUGUGAAGAUGGAGCGGCUGGUUAGUGAUUCAGAGAUGGAGCGGCUGGUUAGUGAUGCAGAGAUGGAGCGGCUGGUUAGUGAUGCGGAGAUGGAGCGGCUGGUUAGUGAUGCAGAGAUGGAGGGGCUGGUUAGUGAUGCGAAGAUGGAGGGGCUGGUUAGUGAUGGAGGGACUGUUAGUGAUGCAGAAAAGGAGCAGCUGGUUAGUGAUAGGGAGAUGGAAGGGCUGGUUAGUGAUGGGGAAAUGAAGGGGCUGGUUAGGGAUGCAGAGAUGGAAGGGCUGGUUCGUGAUGGAGAGAUGGAGGGGCUGGUUAGUGAUGGGAAGAGGGAGGGGCUGGUUAGUGAUGGGGAGAUGGAGCGGCUGUUUAAUGAUGUGAAGAGGAAGGAGCUCGGAAAGAAUGGAGAAGGUGGCAGGAUAAGCGAGGGAUGGAGGUGUUGCAGAUUCAGGGAGAAGGAGCAGUUGGAGUAAUAAAGAAGAUGGAGGAGCUGGCAAUGGAUAGUGGGGGUGGAGGAGAUGAUGGCAUUGUAAUGGAUGUAAGAGCUGCAUGGUUGGAGGAGCAGCCAUGGGUUAAGGAGAUGGAGGAUCUGGCAUGGUAAAGAGGAGGCAUUGAAGAAUGGAUGAGGUUAUGUGAGCUGCAGUUAUUUGUUUAACCAGCAGGGGUGCCCCUGGCAUGAGAGGAUACACAGUACUUCAUUUGUUCUGUUUCCCUUGGAUUUUUAUCUAUUUAGUUUUAUUAAGGUAGUAUUCAAGAUUUAUUCAUGACAUCAAUAAUCCAUUGCUCAGUGAUGUCAGUUUUGUAGGGUCAGUAAGCUGAGCAAUAACCGUGUCAGGACCGCAGGACCUACUUGAAAACUGGUGACCAUCUGAAUCUAGCUUUCCUGGUUUAAUACUUUGAUGAUAUUUUUAUCACACAUGUGGCAUGAGCAGUUUGCUUCAUGGUCUUGUCAUUUUGCUGUGGUGCUGUUAGCUGAAUUUUAUCACUCACUUUCCAAGGCGAGACUUUGGGUGUAAUGUUAUGUGUUUAUGCAGCGCAUGCUCCAUAGCGUUUCAAGUUUUUUUGUGUUUUUUUUUUUCUUGUCUGUGCCCUGUGAUUGGCAGCGGUCUUUUUAUCGUCCGCUGAAGAGGUUAAAAGUCUGGAUGUGCGCUCUAUCUUCCAGAUGGGCUCUUACAGUAACAGGGCUCAUGUUGUUUGGAUUAUCCCACUGCUUUGCCUUUUAUGGAAGAAACUGUGCAGAAUUAACUCCAGAUGGAAGUUUCUUGGUGACACAGCCGAGGCAGUGUUCUGCAACAGGCGUGAUUCGGCACAAGAAAAUAAAUACACAAGUUUCAAAUACGAGAAAAUGCUUUUUUUUAAAUUGUUUUUCCUACUUCUUCAUGUUUAACCCUUUAAGGUCUAAUAGCCUAUGACAUUCAAAGAGUUAAUGUAAACCUGUAAUGAAAAUAUGAACUUACCUUAAAUCGCACCAUAUACCUUGAAUAUACACCAUAGAUCACAGAGAUACAUGAUUUAAGAAAUGUUAAAUAUCAAGAUAGAUACGCCCCUCACCUCCAUUCCAGAGUCACCAUCUUGUGACACCCAUCUCUGGUCCUUUCUUUGCUUGUCCUCCAACAUGGGGGGAGUGUUAAACCACUUCUGGCACCAUAACCACUACAUCCCACUGUACUAGUUAUGGUGCUUCGUUCAAGGGGUUGUUGGUCUUUUCUGUGCUAAGACGCUGUUCCCAUUUUGAUAACCCAACCUAACCUUUUUAUUAUUACACCAAAAUACCAUAAAUAGCUAACAUUUUAUAAAGGUAUGCUAACUGUGAACCAUGGGAAUAAAUAUGUCUUAAAUACAUCUUUUUUUUUUUUUUUUGCAUUCUUUAUUUCAGCAGUGCAUAGCAUGUCUAAACAAGAGUACAGAGACAUUUUUCAUGAGUUUGAUCAACAAUAAAAUGUGUCAACAUAACAUGAAAUGUCAAGAAAUAUUGCACUUUAUUAUAGAAAAUGAAAAAUAAACAAAAGGAAGAUAGCAAGGUAAUUCCCUUUGGGAGGUCCCUUAUUAAGAACUCUGAGAACUAAUCGGGGAAGAAGAGGUUAGGCAACAGCAUGAGAAUAUGUCCCCAAAUUAGCCAAAUAAAACUAAUAGUUCCCCCACUAUAACCAUGCUAAGAUCUCCAGUCAUCCUAUGCCUUUAAUUGGCAGAGCACAGUCCACGUCCAUAAAGGAGUGCUUCAGACUUUUAGGCCCUGGUGAAAGCCAGCAGUUCAAAUCAUAAACCGGGAACAGGGCUCUCCGUGGCUUGGGGCUUGGUCUGCGUCGCCUCUAGCAUCAGUGUCACUUUUGGGGCAGGUGAGCUGAGCCGCUUGCUUCUCCGUUAUAUUGAGGCCCUCACCACCGGUAACGUUGAUUCCCGAUGGGGAUCUGGAGCCUGUAGACUGUGCGGGUACUCCUGUGGUUGAAGUGGUGCUGGUUAAGGUUUUUCUGCUUUCUAACUGCUACCAGAAUUUUUCAAAGUGUCUGUGUAGCCCGGACUCUUUAUUCGACUGUGCAUCGCAGGUGAUAGGGAGACAUGUGGUCUUUUUGCGUUGGUCGCACUGGUUGUCAGCUUGGAUGGCUUCAACUCACAUGGCUGCUAGUACUGGAUUGCCUCACACCCACCAGUGGGGGGGAAUGGGGCUCAUUAUUAUUAUUAUUAAUAAUAUUUAUAAAGUGCCGUCAGAUUCCGUAGCGCUGUUAAGUAGUUUCUUCUGGGUACCUCUGGACAGGGAUAACGGCCACCUCUCCCAACCAGGGAGCACUAGGCCGCACCCGCUACAUGGAUGUAGGAAAGCUCCCUGCAUCUCUCCAACCUCUGCGAAACAUGUCAGGUAGGUCAGGAAGCAACCGCAUCCCAAGAUUAGUCACUAUUCGUGUAGAUUGCACUUGUUAAUUUCGUCCUAGGGCAAGAUAAUGGAGGAGCUCGCUUGAGAUGCGUCUCUCCUCCAUGAAAGUCAUGCCCCGCCCCUAAUACAUAUUUCUUUACUAUUUCACUAUACAAAGGAAAAUAAAACAAUUGAAAUUGACAAAUGUUAAUAUAUUUCAGGGUUACUUACUGAAGUGAGAAUUAUUUUGAAUAAAGCCCACACACACAUAAUUAAAGUAAUUUUAUGUACAGGGUCAUCACACAUAACCUGUAGAAUUAAGAACGCAACCCUUAUUUCUUUAAUUUUUUUUAAAACUAAAAAGCAUUUGAGCAGAUAUUCUCAGCCCAUGUUUAAUACCCAGCAGUGUUUCAGUACCUGGUAUGACUCAUGCACUCUGAUGACACACUUGUCCCAUUUGUGGAUAUCAUUGCGUUCCCCUUCCACAUUAAAAAUAUCUGUUUCAUUCCUAUUUGGGCAGAAUUAAUUGGCUGAGCGUGUUGGGGGUUUUUGCUGAUGGAGCUGGACCAAUUUCACUACUUACCAUGGGAGGGUACCAGGGAACUUGCGGCACCAUAACCACUACAGUGCGCUAUAGUUGAUGUUAUGGUGCUUAGAAGGAUCCAUCUUCAUAGAACUUUAUAAAGGUGACUAUUUCAAUGUAAGAUUUGCACUUAUAUAAUUCAAUUAAUCCAACUGAAAACAUAUUUUAUUUAACAAUUUAGUAGACAUACACCAAUGAAAAUAUCUAAAAACAGCUUGCUAAAGCUGUAGAUUUCUUGACUGCAGCCGUUGCAAGCCCACCCCUUCUAACCCCGCCCAGACUUACUGCGACUCUCCAAUCACAAAAUUCCCAAUACAACUCAAUGAGAAGUAUUUUUACAAGGCAGGUGCUCUGGGCAAUAGCUGCCUCUUGAGUUUAGUUCCACUUAGCUAAACAACAAGGAAGUAACAAGACCGGUUGUGUGAUCGACAGCCAGGGUGGUUUAAGAAGGUUAAUUUAUCAAAAUUUCAAAUUUGUAUUAAAAUCUUUACUUUUUGCAAAAAGAGGACACAAACUUCACACCUAAAGUAUUUCAGCAAGAUAAAGUGUUUUAGGUGUAUGGAGAGGUUCUCUUCCUCUUCCGAUCGCUUCACUGAGUGCGCCUGCCUUCUCCUGCGAGUCGCUGAGGGGGGAGGGCUUGCCAACCCAUGAUCAUGGUUUUUUUUUUUUUUUAGAUAUGUCCUAAUGACAACAUGCUUACAAAAAUGCAUGCCUGUUUUCAUUGGCAUUAUAUGUCUACUAAAUAGUGCACUCCCUCUACCAUUAAGCAGUGAAUUUCUUCGAUUUGACAAUAUUAAUUGCAAGAUUAAAGCAAAAAUAGAUUAAGAAAAAUCCCUUACUCUGCUGUAAUAACAGCAUCAUUAUUAAUUUACUACAGUUUACUGUUCUUAAAAAAUUGAUGCCUGUCUAAAAAAAAACCCUCUUAAUAUUGAACUGACGGUCUCUAAAUAAUUUUAGACCCUCUCCCCACUGCCAUCCACAAGCAAAAUGUGUAUGUGUCUAUAUACACAUAUUGAUCUUCCCCUGUUGCAGCCUAGCUGUGAUUAGCUGAUAUAACUGCAGUAAGGAAAGCAGAAGCUCCACUGGACUUUUUGUAGCGAGCUUUACAGAUUUUGCCUUCCUCUCAGAAUAGUUCACUAAUGUUUUCUUGGGGUUAUAAAGGAAACCGAGCGCUGAUACAGCAAAGAUUAUAUUUAGAUUUCCGAAGCCAAUAAAACAACGGCUGGUGAUUUCAACUUUGUCAGCGGGACAGUAACUUUGUUACUCAGACUGCACUUGAGAGAUGAUAAAAUCUGCUUACGUACUCAACUCCGGCUGUGAUUGGAUGUAUAGAACCUUUUACUGCUCUUGUCAUAUGUGAUGAGUUAACGUUUCCAUCGGUGACAAUUGCCUGCAAAUACAGACAUGAGCGUUUAUUGCUACCUACUGUGGUAAGGUGCAUAUAAAAACUAGCACAAUAAGCAAAGAUUUUUGCAUAGAGAGAAAAGUUUGCAAUGGUAUUUUUCAUUUUAAAAAAGCAAUAAAAUCCCAAAGGUUUUCAUUUUUUAAAGAAACACUCUGGGCACCAUAACAACUUCAUCAGAAUAUAAUUGUUAUAGUGCCACGGGGUCACGUGGGCCACCUUCAGGGGUUAAACCGUUAAUGAACAGUUUAACCCCAAAGUAUUGAAGUUAGCACUGGUCAAUUCUGCUCCUUCUUCUGUCCGAGGCUUGAAUUAUGAAACCUUGGACAUGGCCGCCACUGAGAGCGCCAGUAGCUCCGCAUUCAGAAAAUGAAACAUGCGUACAUUUCUCAAGCUAUCAGUGGCUCCCAGUCUGCAGCUUACUGAUUCAAGCCUCAGACAGAAAACAAAGGAGAUGUGCAGAGCAGCUGGAUUCAACAAUUACUCUGAAGGUAAGCCAGCACCAGGGACCUCCUGGCUGCAUAACAACUUCAUUCCAAUUAAGUUGUUAUGGUGUGGGGAGUGUUCCUUUUAAGUUUUAAUUUUUUUUGUGAAUUUCUUUUUAUUCAAGGUUUUGCGUUAUUACAGAAAGAAGAAAGACAGGUGGUUAGUCCGGAGAAACACGCAGGUUUCAAAUUUUGGCAUCCCGAGCUCAUUGUCUUGAGAUACGCAGAUUUCAUAUUGUGUUUUGUUGGGUGGGGGUGUAUUAUGUGCUCAUGUGUUCCGUGCUUUAAGUGGGCUGGAUUAUUCCCCCUUUGUGGCCGAGUGUCCCCCAAGAUGUUGCCUUCUGUUCUAUGGUGGUCCCUCCCGCUCCCUCCCCAUUCCCCUUUUACUACUCGUUCGCCUCAGUCCCCCAUAGUCUGUCAGUUGGCUGCAUGUCUUGUGGACUCCUGUAUGUCGUUGUCUUUGUCAUCCAGUCUGUUAGUCGCUUGUCUGGGUGGUCAUUUCUUAGUCAAUGCAUGAGUGUCUGGAAGUCAGAAUCCAAUGUGUCCAGGUCGUCAUAUAUGUCUGUGAUCUCCCCUCUGCGUGUGAGGAGAGCUCUUCCAUCGCCCUGAGGUCCUCCAUGUGUUGGAGCCACAGGAUUAGGGGGGGUACAGUCUGUUUUCUCCAGUACAGCGGGAUCAGGCUUUUGGUUACGUUGAGUAUUCUGAUUGUCAGUGAUUUUUUUGUAUGCUGAGCUGCGGGUAGUGGUGUGGUGUAGAAGAAAAGCUGCCGGGUUCAGUUGCGGCGGUGCGUCUGAGAACCGUGUGAGGAUUGUGUGUGUAUUGUUGUCCAGUAUGGCUGGAUCUGGGGGCAGUCCCACCACAAAUGGAUGAAGGUACCCUGUUCCCCCAGCAAGUGUUGUCUAUGUUGGGGUCAUAGAUAUGGGUGAGGUGUGGGGUGCGGUACCAGCGCACCAGUACUUUGUAAGCAGUUUCCUGUGUCCCACUUGAUGUUGGUGUUCCUUUAAUUUAUGAUGCAUACCUAGUUUUCCGAGAUGUUAAUUAAUUUAACCAAGACUAUGCUGUACAGGUGUAAUGUUGGCACAUGCAUUCAUAGGGUAAUCUGGAGGUAAUACCUGGCACUUUGCACAUGCUGUAUUAUAUCUGCAGCUAUAAGGUUUGUACAAUUUUAAGUCUGCCCCUUCUAAUGUGCAUCACAGGCUGAAGCCAUGUUCCUUGUAAAUGUAUGGAGAGUGGCUCCUUUACAGAGAGCUAUGGCUUUAUUCAGAAAUAAACAUGAAUAGAGGCAGGUCAUCAAGGUGCAGUGAUUAAUGCAGUUGUGCGUGUGAAUUAACGCUUUGUGUUUCCAUUUUCACGUGUUAAAGAAUUUAGCUUGUGUAGUCGUGUGAAGGGUUAAAUGUGAUUAGAUGGACCAAGAAGUGUCUCACCGCUGGUGUAAGGAGUGUGUGUGCACCCCACGCUGGAAACCGCUGAUGGAGGCAGAAAGCAGGGAAUGGAAACAUCUGAUUUCUGAUGAUCUCAGAUUCUAACCCAAGCUCUUUUCCAGACAUUGUUUUGGCAAAUCUAAUCACUGCGUCCAGUUACAAACAGUACUGUGCGUGUCCCCCCCCCCCCUUCACUCCCAAAUUAACACAGAGAAGAUGAAAAAAGUUUUACUUCAGUACAAAUGUCAGUUAAACCACAAGUGUGAGUUUUGUUGGAUACAGAAGAAUUCCGUGAGUCAGGAUUUGGUGGAAGCGCCACUACCAUUCAAACUGGGAUUCUUUUUGGGUAAACUUAUCAGGAUCCAGCUGUCCCAGCUUAGAUGCAGAGUUUUGGUUAUUCCUCCUGUUUCAGCUUUGUGUUCUGGCUCAUUCUGGUGCAAGAUGGAAUCCCAAUCCCAAUGUCAUGUGUUUUACAGUGAGGGAAAAAAGUAUUUGAUCCUUUUGCUGAUUUUGAACAUUUGCACACCGACAAAGAAAUGAUCAGUCUAUAAUUGUAAUGCCAGGUGUAUUUUAAUAGUGAGAGACAGAAUAACAAAAAUAAAAUCCAGAAAAACGCAUGUCAAUAAGUUAUACAUUGAUUUGCAUGUCAAUGAGUGAAAUAAGUAUUUGAUCCCCCAUCAAUCAGCAAGAUUUCUGGCUCCCAGGUGUCUUUUAUACAGGUAACGAGCUGAGAUUAGGAGCACUCUCUUAAAGGGAGUCCAAAUUCUCCACCAUGGCCAAGACCAAAGAGCUGUCCAAGGAUGUCAGGAACAAGACCAUCGCAAAGCAGCUUGGUGAGAAGGUGACAAUAGUUGGUGUGAUUAUUUGCAAAUGGAAGAAACACAAAAUAGCUGUCAGUCUUUCUCGGUCUAGUGCUCCAUGCAAGAUCUCACCUCGUGGAGUUUUAAUGAACAUGAGAACGUUGAGGAAUCAGCCCAGAACUACACCGGAGGAUCUCGUUAAUAAUCUAAAGGCAGCUGGAACCAUAGUCACCAAGAAAACAAUUAGUAACACACUAUGCCGUGAAGGACUGAAAUCAUGCAGCGCCUGCAAGGUCCCCCUGCUCAAGAAAGCACAGUGCCAAUGAACAUCUGAAUGAUUAAGAGGAGACCUAGGUGAAAAUGUUGUGGUCAGAUGAGAUCAAAAUUGAGCUCUUUGGCAUCAACUCAACUUGCCGUGUUUGGAGUAGGAGGAAUGCUGCAUAUGACCCCAAGACCACCAUCCCCACUGUUAAAAAUGUAUUGCAUCUUUUAUUUUUGCUAUUUUUUUUUCAUGUUUUAAAUUUGUAUUGUUUUCACAUAUAAAGUACAGAACGAGACAACAUAUAUACUGAUAAAAUCUCUUAGACUGUGCCUUACAUUAAGCCUUACAUUAAGUUGACAAAACAGAUUUGUCAAUAUUUUGAGUCUCUCAUUUUUAAUUUUUCCUCUUAGAAACUCAAAGUCUGACUAAAUGAGACAUUAAAAUAGGCAAUGUAAUGCAAUCUAAAACAUAUAUCUAUCUAUACAAACUCACAGGAUGGGACAUUUUGGCAUGGGGACCUCCCCUUAUCUAUGAACAAUUAUUAGAACAAAAAAGAUGAGUUCUCUUCAAGUUAUUAGGGCAUUAUUAUAAUUUUCAUUUUCUGGGUAUUACAAUUUAUACAACUAAAUAAGGGAUUGAAUGUUUCGUUCCUUUUCAUUUCUGGAGAUGAAAGGCAGAUUAGUUUAAAACAAAACAAGAAUACUGUUUUGUUGUGAUAUUUGACUUUUGGCUAGUCUAGUUUGUGAAUGCAAGAGGUUAUUAUAAAAAACUAGAAUAGCUACAAUUUCUGGGGAAAUUGUGUGAAGUGUUCUUGCCUCCACCAGUAGUCUACAACUGGAGUGGCUUGAGUAACUUGUGUAAUAUUAAAAAUGAAGGCAUAGUCGCUGUUUAGAUAUUGCCCUUCAAAUUUGAGGUGGCUAGAGUGGAGUUUCAAUGAAUGUCAAUGGACGGUGUGAGUUGCAAACAAAUGGUCAUAUUGUGAAAACUAUCAGAACUAUGGCUUAGCCGUGGACAUGUUUAGUGGCAGCAGAGAUAGCUGAACGUUUUGAUAUAAGAUUUGUGUAGGUGGGCUUGAAAAUGAGGGAGUGGUGGCAGUUUAGAAAUCAUGUCCUGAUUUUUCAGCUCCCACUCUAGCUUUUGUCAGCUCCCACUCUAGUUUUGAACAUUUCGCCAUUCAUUCCUAUGGGACCAAUUUCGCCACAAAAACGACGAUAUCUCGUGAACCAUUCGGCGAAACUUUCCACAAAGUAAAAACACACUGAUCUGAAACAAUCCGCACGUUUCGGUAUGUUACUGUCUAUGUAGUGUAAAAACUGUGGGAGGAGUUAGGGUGGUAAAUUUGGCUAUAAUAAUAAGAAUAAUAUAUAUGUGAGAUAAAAUUAAGUGGUCUUGCUAUGCAAGAACACUUAAAUAAUAAUUCCUGAAAAUAAAAGAAAAAAGUAACAUCAGAAACUGUGGGUACUUAUUCUACAUGGACACUAAAUAAAUGUGUAAAUGGACUGUUAUAUUUAUGGAUCAAAAUAUUUAAGCCACUGGUUCCAGAAAACCAAAUUAUUCUUAGAUGUUUAUUUGUAAUUUCUUUUGACACGAUUCAUAAAGUCGAUCAGUAACCCAAAAAAUCUUAAUAAAAUACAUUGACUUCUGCAAUGCAGUAUAAUUAAAUAUUUAAUUCUACAUUGUAGUAUAAGAAGAUACAUUUAAUUCCGUACCGUAGUAUAUUAAGAUACAUUUAAGAGAGUGUAUACUUCCGCAAACCAAUGAUGAAACCUUACUGAUUGGUCGCAGGAGAAGAUACACUGUCUAGAAUCACGUUUAUACGCUUUAAACCGUUGCGUUCACAAGCUGCGGAGUUAUGGAGAUAUACAUACAUAUGAUAUUUGAGGUUAAGAGAAAAAUGUGGAAUUUCUGCUACAUCGCCGUUUGUCCUUUUUCCAAAUUCAGUGAUAACUGCUAAGUGCCUCGGUGAGACCGGCAGCGCGGUGUGUAUUUUUUCCGGGCAGGCAUUACCUAAUUGGCAAUGACACUGAUUGAGAAUAAAAGCACUAAUUACAUUUUCUCCUUUGUGCAGCAAAAACCUUUUAAGCAUGCAUCGUCCUGUCCAUUCAUCCUAUUUAUUUGUUACAUGAGCUAAUGUGACGGCUAAUAUUUAGUUCUUUUGAUAGAUGUAGCCGUCUGUUUCUUUUAAACUCGUUACUGAUGCGAUACUGGUGCAUUCUGAGAAUACAGCUGGAGUUUUCAUAUGUCAGAUUCUGUGUGUCCUGAUAUUUUAAACUGGACCCUUCAGACAGAAACAAACAAAAAAAAACAUUACAGGGACACUUACAGCUGGGUUUGACAUAUUGUUUUUCGUUUUUCUUUUUUAAUCCUACAUUUUGAUAUUGCAUUAAAAUUAGUGAUGCUAAAAAUGACUCUGCAACAUGAUGCUAAAAAUGACUCUUUUUUUAGUACAUUAGAUAGCAAAACAAGUACAUUAUUAUUAUUUUAUUAUUUAUAUAGCGCCAUCAGAUUCCGUAGAGCUGUACAAUGGGAUCAAAACUUACCCACAUUUGUAUUUCUAGAAUUUAAUACAAAUCCCCACAUUUUGCUAUAUCUAAAAUGAACUUUUACCAGACCAGGAAGAGACUUAGGCAAUUAUGAUAUACCGACCCAGUAUAAAUCACUGUAACUUAACCUACACAGCGCACUUAAUAUGUGUGGUGGUCUGGAGUGUCCCUUUAAUAAUAUAAACCCAUCCAGUAUAACUGUUACCUAACCUACCCAGUGCACCUAAUGUGUGGGGGAGCCUGGAGUGUCCCUUUAAUAAUAUGAACCCACCCAGUAUAACUAAUUAUAACCUAACCUACACAGUGCAUCUAAUGUGUGUGGGAGCCUGGAGUGUCCCUUUAAUAAUAUAAACCUGCCCAGUAAAACUUUAACCUAACCUACACAGUGCACCUAACGUGUGGGGGAGCCUGGAGUGUCCCUUUAGUAAUAUAAACCCACACAGUAUAACUAACUGUAACCUAACCUACACAGUGCACCUAACGAGUGUGGGAGCCUGGAGAAUAUCCUUUAAAGGACCAUUAUAGGCACCCAGACCACUUCAGCUCAAUCAAGUGGUCUGGGUGCCAGGUCCCCCUAGUUUUAACCCUGCAGCUGUAAACAUAGCAGUUCCAGAGAAACUGCUAUGUUUACAUUGAGGGUUAAUCCAGCCUCUAGUGGCUGUCUCCCGGAGCUGACGUGAGCAGGGGGAGGAGUGGUCACCAGCGCCGAGGGAGCCCGGCGCUGAAUUAAGGUAAGUGGCUGAAGGAGUUUUAAUCCCUUCAGCCUAUUAACCCUAUAGUGCCAAAAAAACGAGUUUGUUUUCCUGGCACUAUAGUGCUCCUUUAAUAUUAUAAACUCAUCCAAUAUAACUUACUGUAACUUAACCUACACAGUGCACCUAACGUGUGUGGGGACCUGGAGUGUCCCUUUAAUAAUAUAAACCCACCCAGAAUAACCAACUGUAAAGUAACCUACACAGUGCACCUAACAUGGUCGCUUGGAGGGUCCUUUAGUAAUAUAAACCCACCUAGUAUAACUAACUGUAACCUAACCUACCCAGUGCACUUAACGUGUGUGGGAGCCUGGAGUGUCCCUUUAAUAAAAUAAACCCACCCAGUAUAACUAACUGUAACCUAACCUACACAGUGCAUUUAACGUGUGUGGUAGCCUAGAGCAGUGAUGGCGAACCUAUGGCACGCAUGCCACAGGUGGCACACUGGGCCCUCUCUGUGGGCACGCGGCCAUAGGUUCGCCAUCAAUGCACCUGCCUGCCAAAAACGGCAGGUGCCUAGUCUGCUUUCUUGUCGGGAGGACCGGAAGCAGGGGGAGGGAUCUCGGAAGCAGCUCUCCUGUCCUCCCGCGAGCAAUCUGUGUGGAGCGUUGCCGCGCGUUACCAUGGCAACGCUCCACACAGCAUCACGCGGGAGGACAAGAGAGCUGCAGGACCUGUCCUACAUACUUACCACCACUGGACCACCAGGGAUGGCUGUGUUUCCCCCCUCCCUCAACCCCCCCCACCCACUCGCCGCCCUUUCACCAAAGGUAAGAAGAAGGGAGGGGGGAGAUACAGAUUUUAUAUCCUUUUUUUAUGUAUCUUUACCCCUACCUCCCCCACCACCCUUAUCCCCACACACACACAGCACCCCUACCCCCACACACAGCACCCCCCAAACACACACACAACACCACACACACAGCACUCCACACCCUUACACACAAACACAUACACUGCACCCCUAAAUGCAGUAAAUGUGUGUGUGUGUGUGUGUAUUCAGCAGUCUUUAUGUAUUCAGCAGUGUAUGUGUGUGUGUAUUCAGCAGACUGUGUGUGUAUUCAGCAGACUGUGUGUGUAUUCAGCAGACUGUGUGCGUGUAUUUAGCAGACCGUGUGUGUGUAUUCAGCAGAUCGUGUGUGUGUAUUCAGCAGACCGUGUGUGUGUAUUCAGCAGACUGUGUGUAUGUUUGUGUGUGUGUAUUUAGCUGACUGUGUAUUUAGCAGUCAGUCUGUGUGUCGGUGUGUGUAUGUAUUAAGCAGUUGGUGUGUGUAUGUAUUAAGCAGUCGGUGUGAAUGUGUUCAGCAGUCUGUGUGUAUGUAUUCCAUUUGUUGGAGAUACUAAUAAAUAUAAGCUUAAAUUGAUCUAUUUAUAUCAUUAUUUAAAAUUUGUAUCAUUAAACUCUGUUGUGUUCUUCUUUUAAAACAAAAGAUGCUAAGUAGUUCGGACAACUGUACGAGUUGUUUUUUCUAAACGUAAACCUCAGUAUUCAGGUUUAAUUGCCGUGUUGGCACUUUGAGGGGAAAAAAGUUGGCAUGUAAUGCGGUUUGGGCACUCGGGCUCAAAAAGGUUGCCAUCACUGGCCUAGAGUAUCCCUUUAAUAAUAUAAUCCCACCUAGUAGAACUGUAACCUAACCUACACAGCGCACCCAACGUGUGUGGGAGCCUUGAAUGAUUGAGCCCAUUUGUGGAUGCCAUCUUGGAGGAUAAAGAUCUGUAGGUGACUUGACCUUUGAAUCGUUACAUAUUUUAAACAUUUUACAAGCACUAUGUGUCCAUCUAUACCUACCUACAGGAGUUUGUUAAUUACAGGUUCUCUGUAAAUACUUACCGCUCCGUUUAAGGGGUUAUUCCUUUAAAUCAUAGCCUUUUUUUAUAAAAUGCUUUCAUAACUUUGCAUACUUUGUAUUACUCCAAUUACUAGAUGCCAACCAUGCAAAUUGACACCUACUUUGCGAAACACAGCCAACGGUAAAAUAAGACUAUAGAUUGAUUUAUAUGUUGUUGGUGAUUUGGUUUAAAAAAAAAAAAAGCAUUGUACAAAAGAAAAGAAAUCAAGAUAUCCUGUCGUUUAUGCCCAGUAGUGAUUGCUGAUAGUUCUCCUUUCAGAAUCCUGCUGAUGGUCCCACUGACGUUACAGCGGUCUGUACUCUGCUAUUGCUAUAACUAUUUGUACCGUAACAUGCUGAGCGGCUUGGGAGAUGUGAAUAGUGAAUUAUCUCCGACAUUAGGUAGCAGGCAUUGAUCUGUGUGCAUGAUGGAUUUUCUCGCCGGCUGCGCCAAAUGCUGCUCUCAGUGACUGCGCCGAUAGAGCUGGGGGCACCGAGAUCACAGUGAUCAGGCUGCAGUUUUUUGAGGUUCGAAAGACUGUGCUAGAUUGCAGACAGUCACCAAGUCUCCUGUGGCUCCAUAUUGAAUUAUAUCUGCAGUCAGCCAGUGUUUGCGUAGCCAGCAAGUGGGCUGUGCAAUGUGCUGAUGUCUUGCUGAGAAUAUCUGCAGGGCUGCUGCUGCCGAGAGGCCUUUACAGAGGACGCUUUAAAUUUAAUGUGCCAGGAAACAUGACAGUGACUUGGCGUGGGUACAAUGGGCUGCGGGGCGCUGUGUUCUAAAGGUAGGAGACAAUAUACUUCAUUACUGCACACUGAUGGCAAGCGUUUUGGGGUACACCUCAUUCCUGGCCCUUCAACUGGUUUUAUUUGACACCUGCCAUCAUAUCCGGUGGAUACAGGUAUCAGCAGAGGAUAAUAGGUAUUGCUGUCCAUCCACAAGUGGAGGGCCUGUGUUGGAUAUCCUCUGACAUUAUCGGGGAUAUAAUGUGAUUUAUUCGCUAAACUAAUAGUUGUAAAGAACUUACAAAAUUUAAGCCAAAAUAGCUGAAUUUGGGGGGAAAUACCAGUUGGGCUAUUUUUACAGAUCGGCUGUUUUAGGUUCAAAUGUGUGACUCCCUAUUUAGUGAAUGAUCCCCCCAGUCCACUUGUCAGUUGUGCUGACAGCAAAGUAGAAAUAAAUUCAUAUUUUUUUAUUUGUGCAUUUGCCAUCGAUUUGGCUGCAGGUAGAUGAAAUGAUUACUUCCUAUAGAGUGACACCAAGUUCUGUUAGCCGUCAGAGGUGCUAGUUUAUUAUGAUUUAAUUAUAUUCCAUCCAAUGGUAACAUCACUGUGACUUAGUGCCCUUCCCAGCUUGGAGAAUGACUUCAUAAGGGCAGACUGCCCCUCCACACAGUGUAACGCAUGUCAUGUGGGCUCUAAGAAAACAUAAUUUGUGGCGAAAAAGCAUGAAUAAAGAUAUUUUAGAAACCGUGGUAGUUUCACUCUUGAUCAAUAGUAUUUGGAAAUGUAUGCCAUAAACCUUCUGUAGGGAUAUGCACAGCACUCCCAUUGAAGGCUGUGAUUAGGAUUCUCAGGGUGAAAUAAGUCAUUUCUAGACUUUUUAGUUGUUGGGAAUUAAUAGAAAAUAAUGUUUACAUUUGAGGUGUUGUUUGUAUAUACAUGUCUGCAUACAUAUUGUGAAUGUGUUAUCUCCAUUAAGUAAAGGAUUAAUUGGAGUGGAUGAUGUCUCUUUAACUCAUUACUGAUAUGUGUCCCAGAAAAUACUUCAAAUAGUGAUUUGGGGUUUUAAACACAGAAGCCGUUAGUAGGAUUAGCGGGGUCCUGUGACGGCAAGUUUAACCCAUUUUCUCCUAUCAAUGUGUAUACCAAGCUUGAUUCCUCUAACCAUCACUCCUGUUUUGCUCCUAAGCUGGCCCUCAACCUGCAGAGAAACACAUGUAUCUAUCUGGAUGUUUGAGAGGGACUGUAAAGGAUUUCUACUCCCACCACUACACUACACCACACCACACCAAUGAUUUGUAAGACAAAGUCGGCAGUCUACUAGUGCUACCUGGAUGAAUUAGAGUGGAGGGAGUGUUCACUGGAUGGAUUAGGGUGGAGGGAUUGUUCCCUGGAUGGAUUGGGGUACAGGGCGUGCUCCCUGGAUGGAUUAGGGUGAAGAGGGUGCUCCCUGGAUGGAUUGGAGUGGAUGGAUUGUUCCCUGGGUGGAUUAGGGUGCAGGGCGUGCUCCCUGGAUGGAUUAGGGUGCAGGGCGUGCUCCCUGGAUGGAUGGUUAUAUAGAGACACUAGCACUUGACACAGUGACACUGCCAGUAAUGGGUGUAAUAUGGAGAUACCACUCCAUACUGGCCAAUCUCCUUCACUUUCACAAGCUGUGUUGCUAUUUGUGAGAGUCUGCAAAGACUAUUAUAUUCUUAGAAUUCGGAUAGUUAUUCCUUUCAGUGCAAUCAAUGGGAUCAUGUUUUGCAGUGUAAAGACCUUAGACACACUGCACUGAGAUUCCCUGACUUGCCAAAACAGGGUCUGCCAUUUUCAUCCAGGGCACUUAAACCGUUUUUACUGUUAUUCUAGAUACACAAUAAAUAUGUGUUCCUAAUAUAAUUUGUGCAGUAAAACAACAAUGCCAUAAGUGGAAAUUUGAUUCGAUCCCUAUCCAUUCCCCGGUGGGUUUUACAUUGUACGUAUCAUAAUGUAAAUUAAUGUAUCAUGUUCUGUUUUGUGGCAAUAAAUACAUACUAUUACAUUUAAAGAGACACAGGAAAUCGAAUUACUGCCAAGAUAACAUUUCCAAACUGCGUUCUCUCUCAAGCCAAGCGUCUGUAAUGUGCUUUCCCGCAUCGCUGCUGUUUCUAUAGUAUGUCUACCUGUGUUUUCAAAGUCACUUUUAAAUUCACUCUAAUUGUUUCAUUAUAUUACUAUCAUGGGGAUAAUUCUACACACGUUGCUGAUGUUGCCACUUUGAAAAGGGUUUGUUUGUGCGACGGAUUGUGUAUUUAGCUUGCCGCUGGGCAAGCAUGUGUCUGCGGCCUGAAAAUACCAGGGAAAUUACAGAAUCUUUGGGACCUUUCUGGCAGUCUAUCUGCGUUAACGGUAAAGAGAUCUGUUUAAAAUCGUUUCCUGAAAACCAAAUACUUUCAUUUAAAUCUGAAUUUCUACAGCUUAAUUAAAUUUAUUUUGAUGUUCAGUUUCCUGACUUUGUGUAUGGUACAGACAAGGAACAUGAAAAAUAGCAAGUUUGUUUUAUACCGUGUUUUAUUUAUUUAUUUUAUACAAAUAUGUGAGUAUAAGUUGAAGCUCUAUCUAUUUUUUAAUGCUCUUGCCUGGCUCUUUAAUUUGGGAAUUGGACACAGGGAAGAUUUAAUGUUUCCACUGACAUUCUUGAUUCGUGUUCGUGUCAUGCAUGCGUUCACUCUUACUCAGUGUAUUAGGCCAUUCACAUCGAACCAAAUAAUUCUUUCUCUCUCCUAGUGUCUGAACUGCAGGAGGAAGGGAUCAAUGCCAUCAAUUUACCUCUCAAUCCAAUCCCCUUCGAGCUGGACCCGGAGGAUACCAUGCUUGGUAAGUCACAAUCCCAAUAAAACUCAGCUGAAUGAUUUUCUUAUUACUAACAGAAUUUUUCUUUUCUUUGAAGAGGAAAAUGAAGUCAGAACCAUGAUUGAUCCAUAUUCAAGAAGCGAUCCUCGAUUACAAGACCUAAUGAAGGUAAAGCACAUUACCUCCCAUCACCUCAACAACAAGGAGCUUAUUUACAAAGCAGCUGAAUUGUAGUGCAUUGAUGUAGUGCAUUCAAACUGUAAAGUUUAGGCUUAAAGAGCCAAGUUGUAACUAUAGCUCGACUGAAGAACUUUUCUGAAUUGGCUACUCUUUCCUAAAUUUUGCAAUCUUCUUUUCAGUUCAUACAGUUCAAUAUUUAGUGAAUAUUGUUGACUUAGAACCCCUGGCCCCACUUUCCACCAACAUAGUAAUAUAUUAUACUGAAUGGGAUGUCGCGAUUUAGAUUUCGGCACAAUUAAUAUGUUCAGUAUAAAGUCUUACAUUUGGGAUCAGCAAUUAGCUCCUCAGUAGCCUGUAACCCACACCCCUCCAGUAUACUAAUUACAGCUCAAUACAUAUGGGGCCAUAGGAAAUAGAACAAUCAUUUGUCAGGGGUUAAUAAUACAGAAAUCACCCAAUCAAUUGAUCUUCCUGUAUUUAACAUUGUCACCUCUUAUUGUGAAAUCAAUAUUGUCACCUGUCCCUAAUUACCUCUAAUCAAUGUCAUUUUUACAUCUAGCUAGGGAAUUCAUGCUUUGCUGUCCACGGGUAACUGAUCUCUAUUUAAUGUUUAUUGUUUAACGGCCUGUCCAGUCUGUAAAUGAAUUCAUUAUUAACAUGUUGUUUUGAGACCCUUCUGUAUAAAUAUUAUUUCUAUAGAGUUAACAGGCACUUUACACGUUGCAUUAUAAUGUCAGUCUGCCACUGCAAAGGCUAGUAAGCUGCCCACUCAAAAUUAAAUCACCACAAAAAAAAACAACAAAACAUAUAAUAUAGGUAUAUACUUCUCCUUAUAGACUUUCAGGAGUAUCCAAAUUAAAAAUACAUGCAAAGUGCUGAAGCAGAUGUAGCUACAUACAAAUACAGAAAACAAAUAUAGCGUAGUAUGUGAUAUAUCAGUGGAGAUAAGAUCUAGAAUCAAGCCCAGCCACAUGUCCUACAUCCAACAAGGCGAGAUUAAUCUGCUUCAGCAUUUUGCAUGGAUUUAUAAUUCAAAUACUCCUGAAGCUCUAUAAGGAAAGUAUAUACCUAUAUAUUUAUUUUUCUUUUGUGUGGUGAUUUCAUUUUGUGUUUGUCACUUAGCGCACCUACUUGUUUAUUUAUUUGUUGGUUUUGUGGAAGCGCCUAAGUGGGGAGCAGCAUGUGCACCUGUAGAAAGUUUGCCAGUUUGUCAUCACUGAAGCGCCUAAUAUACUUAUUUAUAUUUAGUUUCACCUGUAUUGUUUGUUUGUUUAACCCUCAGAGUAUCUGUGAGUCUGCAAGAUUUCUAUAGAAUAGUAUAUAGUAUGAGUGUUCUGUGUCUGCAGGGAUAUCAGGGCUCUGUGUACUAAGUCUGCAAAUUGUAUUGUGUACACACGAUUUAGUCAAAUUCAGGGGUCGCUUUGGACGAAAAUAUUUCUUUAACAAACUUUACGUUUCUUUCCAGGUCCUAAUCGACUGGAUUAAUGAUGUUCUGGUCGGUGAGAGGAUUAUUGUGAAAGACCUGGCUGAGGACCUGUAUGAUGGGCAGGUUUUACAGAAACUUUUUGGUAAAUACAUUAAAAAAAAAUACUAACAUAGGGCCGCUGGGUACAGAUACAAAGCAUUAUACCGCAGUGUGUACUGAGAUGUAAUUUGAAUGCUGCCAUACUCUGCAGAAUGUGCUCAGUGAUUCUUUAUCUCAUACCCAAAGAUAUCUCUAUAUCCAUUCACCUCAUAUAAGUUUAUUAAUUAGCAGCAAAAUGCAUGCAGGUGAUCUAAUGCGUUAGAUUUGUGUAUGUGUGUAUGAAUAUUAGUUUGUAUACAAAUUGGUGGAUAUUUCCUUGGUCUGUGAAUCUUCAUGUAUUAAAGGUGUAUUAUUCUGUUAGUGAAUGCUCUAAUUGCUCUGUCUCAGCCAGCCAGGGAGGUUUUCUUGAGCUUCUGCUAGCUCUACAGAGCUGGCCUAGAGCACACCUGCCUUCCUCUUUUCUAAAUAAAAUUUCAGUGGAGUGUUCCUUUAAGUCUGAAAUUGUGGUAUUAUUUUUCUUCCAUCUAUAUUUAUACUUCAAUUCCAUAAAUGUGAUAUCCGAUUCUCAGGUACUUUCUUCAUUCUUGUACUUUUGGCACAUUAAAACCGUCUAACUAUUUAACAACUUGCGAAACUUGAAUGAAAUAAAAAAAAAAAUUUAAAAAGUUUUUUUUUUUAAUGUAAGGGUAAAGCACACCUGCAAAACAGACAUUUAGGUUCACCCUCAUAGUUUAUUUCCUUUGUAUCAGUAAAUUGAUAUUUGUGUGUAUUAUAGCGAUUGUGUGCAGCGCUCCUGAUAUUUCCUCUUUGAAUGUAUAAUUAAGAGGGUAGUCUGGUUUUACCCAAUACAUUUAAGUAUUUCCAAAAGAUUCAAUGUUGUUCAAGAAGUGUACUUGUGCACGUGUUUGUGUAUGCCACAAUUUAUACUAUCGCUAUUACAAUGCCUCUAGAUGGAUUUAAGACAUUACUGUGUGUUAUUGAAGUUACCAGUAACCAUAUCAGAUCAGUCAUUAUUGACCUGUAUCUGACCUUAGCUGUAAACGCUGAUCAGGCCAGAUAUGUCCAUUUGUUAUUUCCUUAGUGAGGAGGAAACGCUUAGUUCUUUAAGCACAUCGUCCAAACCUGCUGACCUUGUCCAUCCUUAAUAUGAGGAGCAUUGAUUUCCAAUGUGAAAUGGAGAUUAAUGUACUAAGUAGCAUUUUCUGUUCUUUUGAUCUUCGUGUCCUCCACUUGUGCCCAGCUGCUUGUGAUCGACACCAAUAAGCCUUCACACGUAUAGAUGCCGUGCUGGCUCUGUAAUAACUCUUUUAUUGUAGCUUGCUUCUUCUAUGCCGUGCAUUUCAAUAGUUUAUUAUAAUAACGAGGGCUUUUGUAUGAUUUCCAUCAUCCUAUGUUAAUCAGAUCAUAUAGAUAUCCAUUCAAGCAGCCGCAUACAGCAGGGCGGCUUAUGAAAAGCACGGCAAGAAAAUAAGUGAACACACACAAAAACAGCCGUACGCUUUGAUCCUGUGAGCACAAUUAUGUGUGUAGACAUCACCCUUCAACCUUGUGUGGGUGUUCAGUAUCUGUUAUUCCUUGUGAGUCUUUAAAUCUGGGAGUACUUGUGUGCCUUGCGUCCUUUCUUUCAGUGCUUGAAAUGGAAGUGUGUAAGUAAUGUGUUAAAAUCCUGUGCUUUCUUCUGUAAUGCAGAGAAGCUCGAGGGCCAGAAACUCAAUGUCGCUGAAGUCACGCAGUCGGAAAUAGCUCAGAAGCAGAAGCUGCAAACUGUGCUGGAAAAGAUCAACGAGACACUGAAACUUCCGCCCCGUGGCGUCAAGUGGAACGUUGACUGUGAGUGUGAUGCAGUGAAUGUGGCGUCUCAGUUUAGGGUAUACUCAAUGGCCACGAACGCUGCACAUUAUAAAACGUCUAGUUAGCUUGUCAGGUUCCUCGGGGUAACAUGUAUGUAGUGAAAGUGUCCAUUAUGGUGUUUUCUAAUACAGUUAUUUCUGUUUCGGCUCCAGCUGUUCAUGCCAAGUCAGUGGUGGCCAUCCUGCAUCUCUUAGUAGCCCUCUCCCAAUACUUCCGGGCUCCCAUCCGCCUUCCAGAUCACGUCUCCAUACAAGUUGUGGUUGUUCAGGUAUUUGAUAUUUUUGUCUUCAGCAAUAUCAACUGUCCAAUGAAUAUUAAUAUUUCUGUCGUAUAACUUUUUCUGAAGAGGAGUGUGAGAUCCCACAAUUACAAGGCCCACUAUGAGUUGAGAGAUGCUUUUUAUACCAACAGCUUAGCAGUAAUGAUUGUGGAGGUCAUAAUAAUUUAAGUGAAAUAACUUUUUGCCUAUACAUUUCCAACAGUUUGACCAGCACCAUGUAUAGGUUAACUAUCACUUUCUAUAAACAGAUCAAGUCAUGUUUGACAUGACAGCUUGACUUUAAGAAUAGUUUUGACAAAUUUGCUAGAUAUAUUAUGUUUUUGAGUGCAGCAUAUUUUCUUUAUUUUUAGGUAUGCCAGCUGUAUCCUGUAUUUUAAAGUUAGCACUCGAAAAUGUCCUCUCAGUGCAUUAUGCUAAAGUACUAAAAAUGUAUAGAAUUCCAUGUGAAUAAUGACCGAUUUUAGCAAGAAUCGUAUUCUAACCAUAAGUAACAGUAAAUUGUGACAAUUACAUUUAUUAUAACCGUACAAAUGUUACAUAAUAUCUACAUGACUUUAUUAUUAACUGAAUUUAGUGGCCAGAAGAAAACCUGUUAACAAUAAUUCUAAAUCUUUAAUUUAAAAUUUUCACCUUUGGUGUGUUGGUUUGUAUGAUUUCAGAAGCUGGACGGGAUGCUGCAGUCUCGCCAAAUCCAGGAGGAGAUCACGGGAGAUACGGAGUAUGUGAUCAGUGCUGUUGCCAACAGUUCUAUAAUGGGAGCCAUAUGUUAGUGAGAAAUGCGAUCGGAUUACUGAUAUUAACAAGUUCCCGGAGCAGGGAAUAUGACGCUUCAGCCAGAUAUAUAUGAUAAAAUGCAAUUUCAGGGUUUCUGUUAAAUGACAGCCAGAGGAGAGUGUUAUCCCUACAUGUUAAAUCAUUCACAGCCCACAUAUCCACCUCCUUCCCUGUGUAGCAUCUGACGUGUAAUGUUAUGUGUCUGUAAAAUCUCCUAGGAGCGGCUCAGUGAAAGGGGGGAUAUUUACUAAACUGCAAAAUGUAGUAAACUGAAAACUCAAUUGUAAAAUUUAGACAAAAAUGGCUAAUUUAGAAAAACUCUGCUAUUUUUCUAAUUGGAAGCAAUCCAUUAUACUUUACCAUCAGAGGACUAAUCAAGACUAUAAAUGGUAUUUACAGAGAUUCUGUCAAAAUAUGCAAAGUGAAGCUGACAUUUCCAUUUAGGUUUCUGUGGCCAUGGGGUGCAGUGGUGCCAUCUUCUUCCUGUAGACCUUCUUUGGCUCCUGGUACUUCAUCUACCAGGAGCUGCAUUAGUGAUGUACUCUCUUACAUGCACAAGAGCACAACACUGAGGUCUAUGGAGGAUCCUGCAGGCGCCUCAAUAGAUCAUGUCUUGUGAUAAUAAAGACGAAACCUGAAUCCCACAGCUGUCAUUUGUGAUGGCUGCUGGGAUUGGACAAACGUUUACACUUUUUUUUCAAUCUCAGGCUUGCCCGUAGGACAAAGUAGUAGUAUUUUUUGAAUUGCGUUGGAAUUUCAGUAAAUUUCCAACGCUGUCAGCAUAAGUAUUUCAGAAAGAUUCUUUGUGAAAUACUAAAAAGUCAAAGUGACACUUUAAUAAACCCCUCUAUUUGAGAAUCUUUAGACCAGAACUGUAAGAUAAAACACCAUGUAUUACAGCCAUGUUUUUAAAUACCUCUUUCCUGCAGGUGUUCUAUAAUGCAGAAGAAGACUGUAAAGAGACGGAGUUAUAGCUUGUAACCUGGUAGUUAAAUUAUAAGCCAGUUCAUUGAUAGCACUAUAUUAAAGGUUUUUGGUUACACCACAUUGCCUUUGAUGUAUAUUGUAUGCUUAGAGAUAAGACACACACUUUGCAUUAUAUAUUGCAUAUUGGUGCAUUAUGGGUACAGACACAUUACAUAGAGUAAAAAUAAAAAUAUCAUGACUUUAUAUACCUUUUUUUCCUGAAAGACUUAUAGAAAUAUAGAAACAAAGAAUGUGACGGCAGAUAAGAACCAUUCGGCCCAUCUAGUCUGCCCAAUUUUCUAAAUACUUUCAUUAGUCCCUGGCCUUAUCUUAUAGUUAGGAUAGUCUUAUGCAUAUCCCACGCAUGCUUAAACUCCUUCACUGUGUUAACCUCUACCACUUCAGCUGCAAGGCUAUUCUAUGCAUCCACUACCCUCUCUGUAAAGUAAUACUUCCUGAUAUUAUUUUUCAAAAUGUUUUAUUCUGUUAAAGAAGAGUUAAAAUGACAGAAAUAAUAUACAUUGGAAUCUUCCUAGGUUGCUGUUGUAUUACAAUUUCCUUCAUUCUCUGCUUAGAACCCUGUAACAUUCUAUCUCUCAUGUUUAUCUUCUCUUUAUUUUAGGGCAUUGUCAGGACGACACGGUAAGCUAAUAACAUCACACUUUAUUACAGUUUGAAACAGGUCUGGAGGGAUGGAGAAGUGAAGAUGCUAUUUCUAAAACUGCAAGAUAAAUAGAAAGAAAUCUCAAUGAAUCUGAGUAACAGAGCCCAUUUAAAAGGUCUAAAAUGUGCUUGUAUUUGGCAUAGAAAGAGAUAAGCACACAAAGAAGGAUCUGUACAGUGCCUCCCGCCCAGACGCGAUCACACUCCCAGGAUCAAUAGUAAAAACAUUGGACUGGUAUAAAGACCAAGGCAGAUUUAAUUUGAUAAGAAACAACAAGAUUUUGGCUUGAUAAAGGCUCAUACCAGCGCCCAAUCCAAUAAUUUGUGUUUUUGGCAUAGUCUGCACCAAUACCAAUAAAAAGAAUAACUAUAGAUUUUGGGUUUAUUUGUGUGCAACUAUGUUUAAUAUUUUUAUUAAAUGUAGAAGUUAAUUUUGUUGCAGUUAUGGUACAUUUUCUUUGGGUAAUAAUGAGUUUUUUGGAUAAGUUACUUCCCCCCUACUAACCUUUUCAUAGAAAUUACCUCUUAAUGAGUUCACAUUAUUUUACUAUGUAUCCUGCAUGAGAACAGGUGAGCGUAGCCCCGUCAUUAUCAAUGACAACAUUAAAUUAUAAUUUUAUGACCAAUGUAAAAUUAUUUUUAAUGUCUUUUUUUUCCCAUGUUUAGAGCGAGAUGCAUUUGACACUCUAUUUGAUCAUGCUCCAGACAAACUCAAUGUGGUGAAAAAGGUUUGAGAAUUUCCUUAUGAAUCCCAAUAGUAACUGUGUCAUUUUUUAUAUUUUGGUCUUUGCUGUACUUAUUUAAUGUAUCUAAACAACUGCCACCUUACUAUAUUGUACGUUUUUAAAACUGUGACAACGUGCAACAUUUCACACAGUCAGAAGCUUUGAUGAAGGAAUAGCUUUAAUAAGCGACUUUUCAGCAUUAGUAUUUUGAUGCUGAAUUAAAUCUAGAUGAUUUUUGAGGAAUCUCUUUCAUUCCUCCUCCUUAACACGCUCCGGCUUCCUUGGAUGGGUCAUCUUUCAGUCUUAUACUAUUUUUAGGAAGUGAAGCCCAGUGGAAGUCAGGGAAACAGAGGCCUUUUCAGUUUUCUUUAAAUUACUCUGCACCCGCUUUAUGUGUAAAUAAAAAUGAAUUCUGAGAACGUUCUGUCUUUAUCACUUACACGCGCCCAUUGCGCAGACUGUUUACUCCAGACCAUGGUAUUUACUAUUUCUUCUGGGUUUUUCUGUAGACUCUGAUCACAUUUGUUAACAAGCAUCUGAAUAAGCUGAAUUUGGAGGUGACAGAGCUGGAGACUCAGGUAAGAUCCGAAGAGGAUAUAAUUAGGUUGCCUGUUUGUUUAUUCCCCCCCCUGUCAAGCUUACUUGUAUAAAUCAUGUAGCCAUAGUGUCCAUAAAGACACACAGUAUUGCAAUUAAGAAUAGGAAAGUUAGAGUUACCCUGGAGACAGUUGGUAGAGGCAUUCAGAGGUAGUUACCCUGGAGACCGGCAGUAACUGCAUCCAGCGGUAGUUUCCAUAGAUACAGAAUGUGGUAGUUGCCAUAGAGAUAGGUGCUAGUGGCAUCCAGCAGUAGUUACCAUAGAGGCAGGCGGUAUUAUCAUGUAGUUAACGUAGAGACAAGAACAGUUUCCAUGUAGUGUUACAUCCAUAGAGAUGGGCAGCAUUUGUCUUACGGUGUUAACCAAUGGACAAAUCUCUCUUUGUUACAGUUUGCAGACGGAGUGUACCUCGUGCUUUUGAUGGGGCUACUGGAGGGCUACUUUGUACCCCUGUAUAAUUUCUUCUUGACUCCAGACAGCUUCGAACAGAAGGUAAAUUCCUGGAUUGGGGUUGGUUAAGAUAUGCACAUUUUACACCAGUCUCAGUUUGUCACUCACCGUGUCAGGAGCAGCUUACCUGAAACUCAACCAACUAUUUAGUGGCUUACAGUUGACAAGUUGUUUGAACUCUCCUGCCUGAGAAUGAUGUGAGCAGUUUAAUGCAAUUGGAUACUCUGGCCCUGCAGUAAUAAUAUUGUAUUUUCAAUACUCAGCGCAUUUUACUUGUACUGAGUAAAUGAAUCCCGGUGAAUUGUUUGUGUGUGAGAUUUGCAUGUUUCCCACAGAGAUAACACGUGUGACCUAUGCUAGUGUUAGUUCCUUCUUACUGCUUCCAUGAGGUAAUGAUAUACCCACCCACAGCGCAGCCAGAUAUGAAACAUACCUGCCCUCAUUACUUUUAAUAACCCCGACAUUACCAUCUAAAUUCACCAAGCCAAACCGCAAACUUACAAAAAACAACAACCUCCCAACGGUCAAAGAUUUGGUUGGGAAAGUCCUGAAUUGGGCUGCUGCACCACAGUACCAGACUUGGAGUCCUCCUUAUAAGUGCAAUGUUAGCACAACAUGGUCAUAUUUUGUUUUAUUACACACAUUACACCAGUUUGCUAGAUAUAAUAAUAACUAGAUUUAUUUAUUGAAAGAAAUUCCUGUUGGGACCCCAUGUCUUAUACUGAGAUUACUGUAAGACUUUGGGUUAGUUUGACUGUUAAAUCAACUAUGCACUUUUAACGGUGAAAAGAUCCUGAGUUAUUUCAUGGUCCGUUUUAGAUACAGAAUAUAUAAUCACAAAACAAUAUUUUGAGGAUCAAAGGUGUUAACAUUUCGUUUUUCUUCCCAUUUGUAAUUAACAGUAAUGAUUUUUUUUAAUGUAACUUUUAUAAUUUAUUAUUCUAUAUUUUGUUUGUCUCAAACUUAUGACGUUAUACAUAGUCACAUAGGUGAUUAAACCAUGAAGGUCAUACAGUGUUCUAGAACCUUUAUGGUGUAAACUAAUCCCUUGUCAGGAUCCUGUUGGCCGUUAAACAUCCUUUUUAAAACUGUGUAUAUAGUUUAUUCACUAAACACCAUAUUACAGUGAAUUGGAAGCCAAGUUUAAAUCUAAAUUGUAAAUUCAAGCUAAAAUAGCCACACCAUGACUAUAUCUGAAUUCGAAAUCUUCUUUAUUGGUCUAAAUUUUGCAAUUCACAUUCUAAUGUAUUACAAUUCAGAGUUUAUUGCAUAAAUUCCUACUUUUAUUUUUCUUCUAGCAAUGUUAAAUAAAUGUAAUUCAUUAACUGAUCUUUUUUUCUAAUCACAGGUAGUCAAUGUGUCGUUUUCAUUUGAACUUAUGCAAGAUGGAGGUUUGGAAAAGCCUAAACCAAGGCCGGAAGGUACCUGUCCUGUCCAUUACAAAUCACUGACUGUAUGUGCAGCCUGUUUAUAAUCUAAUGGAGGGCAGGAGUGAGUUGGGAUUAAUUGGAUGAUCUGUGAUUUUUUUUUUUCUUUUUGUAUAUUAAAAUUCUCAUUAUAAGCUUUUCUUUCUUUUCUGUGAAUGUGUUCUAUUCGGACAUAGCAUUAUAAAGCUGUUUCUAAAUGUUUUGACAAAAUAUUAGGAAAUGUCACUAAAAUGACAGAUUCAUUCUAAGGUGACAUUAUUCAUUAAUAUGUUCUACUAUAAAAAAGUUUUCUUCUUUUCACAGAUAUUGUCAACUGUGAUUUGAAGUCCACGUUGAGAGUCCUGUACAACUUGUUUACUAAAUAUCGAAGCGUGGAUUAAGGCGAGGUGGCGGCACCGUGACGCAGAUUCCAAGAAUGGCAAUUUCCGAUCGCUACGUUACUUUAUAUUAACUUAAAAAGGGAACAUUUAUUUGUCUUAUUUUAUUUUACAUUUUAAAACAUGUGUUCUGUUUUAUGUUGCACCUGAAUUUAAACUGCCCAACCACAUUUUAACAUUCCCUCUAUUGCAGAGCAGCCGCUCCUUUGAAAAUAUUAUUGAAUAUGACUUGGGGUCAAUUUAUAGGCUAAUCACGCACUGGUUUUUGUUAGUACUUUUUCACUGAAAUACUCCUAGUGACUCCUAAAAGAGAAUUAAUCCCAUCUUUUCUGCUUAUUCCGAGUACCUUCCUACUGUGAUCUCUCUGUGACGGGGUAGCUCCUCAUGCCAUAAUAAUUGCAAUAAAUGUAAGUUUUUAUUGUGCUUGGAUUGUCCCUUUAACCUAAUGGCACUGUAAUGAGCAAUGAUGUAAUGACAAUUGCCUUCUGAAUUUGUCGUUUUCGUGGUUUUAUUUCAAGAAUAACUGGCUUUUUUAUUAUUCAUUAUCCCUUAAUACUAGGUAUAUUCUUCACCCUGAAUGUUAGUUUAUUUCCUGACAGCCUUUACAGACCUGCAAAUGCAAGCAGGGGACUCAAACAACAUUUAAAGCACAGACCAAAUAUCAGCUCUGCGGAAUAUGUUGGCGCUAUAUACGUAAUUGCAUAUAUAACCAUGUCUUCAUAAGCAGAUGAAAGUCUAAUUGGAUUCCUCUUUCACUACAUUCCCGUGGGAUGUAGUCCAUUCCGCCUAAGAUGAGACUAGUUUAGUAAGAACAGAUUUUAACUCAAGGGAGAUGAUGAUCUUUCCUAACAAGAGCUGUAAGUACCCUGUGAGUUUUUAAACCACCGUGGCUUGGACAGAGAUUGAGAAAUAAUUACUCCUUCUUUAUUGUAUCUAGCUAUCAUACCUAGUUAUGUAGUGUCAGAGUUUAUCAGUAGUACACUCACAGCACUCCCACUACCCCAGGGAUAAUCUGUCUUUGCUAAGUCUUGUGUAGGUUUUUGCAGGAUAUAGUUAAAACUAUAAGCAAAUCAUGUCCAUUAGCUUAUAUAAUCAUUCAUUUAAUUAUCUUAGCUACUUAAUGUGUGACUGAGAGAUUUAGAGAGAUCAUUCAGGGAUUUCAUUGCAAGCCAUAUUAUCAACUAAAAAUGGUGCUAUAUUUAUACAAUAGGAUAUGGACUAUGUUAUAUAUAUGCCUAUCAGUUAAAGGGGCCGAUCAGGUUUUCAAUCCCUAACAUAUUAAUUUCUUUAUUUCCCAGUAAGACUGCCACCAUGCAAUGCGGGAUCUUUAAUCAUAGGGCAGUACGUCUGAAAUUAGUGGGAGCUAGCCCUCCAUCUUGCUGAAAUAAUGGUGGCAGAUGCCACCUGGGAGUGCAGUUCUCACAAAUCUCAUACAAACUUGGACAUGAAUUAUUAAACCCUAAAAGUAACACUAACCUUAGACCUAGAAACCAUGUAAUGUACAUGCUGUAGCAUGUAUUAGGGUAAACAGUGCCCCUCAGUCCUUAAAUCCUCUCUAGAACCCCUCAAUGGCAAUAUCUCCCCAUAAUUCACGGCUCUCUAAUAUGUAUACUAUAGUAUACACCCCAUUAAUAGGUAAUAAUUACAUGUAGACCCCAGAACAUACUUGGAAAUUAGUGACAUUCUUAAUGUCCGAGUUAAAAAUAUGCUAUUAUCAUUAUAUUAUGCCACAACUGGACUCUGCAAUAUUCCUGCCCGUAUAAUAUGUCACGUAUUCUUCUAAUGUAUCCUAACACAUUGCACUUUUAUUUAUUCCUCACACUCUGUCUGAUGGAUUUUAAGUUCCAGUAGAAUUCUAUAAAUACACCACACGCAUGUUAUGGAAAUCAAAUCUGAUUGGCACGAAUUGUAUUUGACACUAUCCACAGCUACACUUUUCGUCUAGUCAGCGCAGGUUAGGCAAACAGUGAUAAGUGGAGUUUAUUUAGAAAUACUGCCCUAUACUUCGAAGUAAAAUGGAAACACUUGUUUAUAAAUACACUGGGCAAACUGACGCUUUCUUUUUAACCUGGUAACCUAUGAUUCUCCCAGGUAAGCCAUCUAGCAGUGAUUCUUGGCCGUACACACUACAUUCCCCACAAUGCUUAGCCAGCCUGUUGUUUUAAAAGUACAUAUUCCAUGAAGCACAGCCUGAGGUUCAUGGGAAAUGUCAUUCAUAAAUAUCUAGAGCAGCAAGGUUAGCCAGCCAUCACUGCCAUGCUACAAGUAUAUAGCCUAAGCUUGUGUCAUUCCAAAUCCUUUCUCAAAAAAGGCUGCAAAUGAAGAAUGUUCCUUAAAUCUCUACACUGCCUGUUUGCAUUCUCUUCAUCAUUCUGUGAUCUCCAGUUACAAAUUUAUUUGCAUUUACAUACAAAUAUAUAUAUAUUUUUUGCUAUUAUCAAAGCGAACAGUAAUAUAAAAUGUUAUCUUUUUUAUUGUAUUGCCAAGUAUGCCUUUUCACUGAAAAUAAAGAGCUCUAUUCAUUGAUAAAAACA
This is a messenger RNA of Pelobates cultripes (western spadefoot toad), 37580 nucleotides long. Lineage: Eukaryota; Metazoa; Chordata; Amphibia; Anura; Pelobatidae. The record is from the annotation of a GenBank genome assembly.